GCCACCUCACGAUAUCAUCGCUAGGGGGCCGCACAAGUUCAAGUGUCUUGAGAAACCCCCCUCUAGCGCUUUACGACUAACGCCUCACGCAUCCUGAGAUGAGGAUCGUUGGACUUUGUCGUCCUGUUAUACGCGGAUUCGCAUGAGAGCCCCUCAAUAAGUUCAGGUUCAACGCUUCGAAAAUGGCGGACGAGAAUCCAGAGCUUCACACCGCUUUGCGGGAGCUUGACAGAGAAUUGGAGGAAGGGGAUAUCACGGAGAAAGGUUAUCAGAAACGCCGGACAAUCCUCUUAUCACAGUUCUUUGGCCCUAACAGCGGCCUCGACUUUAACACGCCCAGUUCAGAAGGGCAUUCGUCGCUAACAAGCUCAAACAAUGCCCCGCCGGCCAUCCUAAACGUUCGACCUCCUACAGCCGACUCUACAGCCCAGGGAUACUCUUCUUUCGCCAACGGACGUGACAAUACACAGGGCAACGGAAGCUUCGGAUACGAUCGAAGAAUUAGCGCAGAUACGCAAGGCACGCCUGAUAGAGAUGGCGCAUUUUUACAGGCCUUUGAUCGGACAUCGUCCGCCUCAUAUGAUUCUCUAUUCCUGCCAAAGCCACAGCAACAAGCCCCGGUCCCACAAGAGGACUCAAGGACAGCAACACUAUUGAGCCAGAAUUAUGCAUUCAAUCCCGGACCUUACCAAGGACAUAUUGAUGACUCUGCUGGGGGUUAUGAAACGCCACUUGGCGGGGUUACGCGACAGUCGACGAUGCUUGACUCACAGCAAGGGUACUUCUCUGAUUUUGCGGGACAGCAGCAGGAUGAUUAUAGAGAUAGUUAUGGGGGUGGUGGUCUCCACCGUUAUUCCCAGUCAGACGCAUUUUCACCCACUGCAAAUAUGGCGCCGCCGCUAAUACCGGCUUCCGAGCUUCCUCAUGGACCUGCAAUUGAGCACUUGCUUCCGCUGGAGCCUCGCGACAUACCUUUUGCAGUCCACGACCCCCAUGACAAGAACAUGCUGAUGUCUAAUUUCGACAACAUUCCUGCUGUGCUCCGACACCGCGCCCGUAUUCAUUCAAAGCAGGCCGCGUACUGGGUAUUGGACCAAAAGGGCAAGGAGAUCGCGUCGAUCACAUGGGAGAAACUUGCAAGUCGUGCUGAAAAAGUCGCUCAGGUUAUCCGAGAUAAGAGUAACCUGUAUCGCGGCGACCGAGUAGCUCUCAUCUACCGAGAUUCCGAAGUCAUAGAGUUCGCAGUUGCGCUCAUGGGAUGCUUCAUCGCCGGCGUUGUGGCUGUACCAAUCAAUAGCCUCGAGGACUACCAAAGCCUCAACCUUGUCCUCACCUCAACACAAGCGCAUCUUGCAUUAACUACAGAAAAUAAUUUGAAGAACUUUCAAAGGGAUAUUACCGCUCAAAAAUUGAAUUGGCCAAGAGGUGUAGAGUGGUGGAAAACGAACGAAUUUGGAAGUUACCAUCCGAAGAAAAAGGACGACAUACCGCCUCUCGUGGUACCUGAUUUGGCUUACAUCGAAUUCUCAAGAGCUCCUACAGGGGACUUGCGCGGUGUUGUCAUGAGUCACCGAACGAUCAUGCAUCAAAUGGCUUGCUUAAGUGCAAUGAUCUCCACCGUGCCGGGCUCUUCGAAAAUAAGGCCGCAUGGGGAAACGAUCAUGAGUUAUCUCGACCCCAGGCACGGAAUCGGUAUGAUAUUAGGCGUGCUUCUUACAGUGUAUGGCGGUCACACAACCGUCUGGCUAGAGGACAGAGCAGUUGAGACACCAGGGCUUUACGCACACCUCAUCACGAAGUACAGGGCAACUAUCAUGGCUGCAGAUUACCCUGGUCUCAAAAUAACCGCUUACAAUUAUCAACAAGACCCUAUGGCUACGCGGCAUUACAAGAAAAAUUCUGAGCCCAACUUUGGAAGUGUAAAGCUCUGUCUCAUAGACACUCUCACUGUCGAUCCUGAAUUCCAUGAGAUCUUGGCGGACAGGUGGCUUAGGCCAAUGAGAAACCCAAGAGCUCGAGAGAUCGUCGCUCCAAUGCUAUGCUUGCCGGAGCAUGGAGGCAUGGUAAUUAGUGUGCGGGAUUGGCUAGGUGGUGAAGAACGUAUGGGCUGUUCUCUGACUCAUGAGAUGGACCCAAAUGGACGCGAGGGCUCGAAGAAGGAGGAGAAGCAAUCUGAGAAGACUAAAGACAACAGCGGUUUUGGUAGCAGUCUGCUGAGUGGGGGAUCUUCUCCCGCUCCGGUCCCGAAAGAGCAAACGAGGAAUGAGCUCCAAGAAGUCCUUCUAGACAAAGAGGCCUUGAAAAGCAAUGAGAUUGUUGUUUUGGCGAUGGGUGAGGAGGCUAGAAAAUUUGCUGCGUCUAUGCCACAUGCUGUACGUGUUGGCUCGUUCGGUUACCCUAUCCCUGAUGCCACACUGGCUGUUGUCGAUCCCGAGACGAACUUGCUGUGUACACCGAACGUGAUUGGGGAGAUUUGGGUAGACUCGCCAUCCCUUUCAGGAGGCUUCUGGGCGCUGCCAAAACAUACCGAAGCGAUCUUCCAUGCGCGGCCUUACAAGUUUGAAGAAGGUAAUCCGACACCCGUGUUGGUUGAACCGGAAUUUUUGCGGACGGGUCUCCUGGGCUGUGUGAUUGAGGGGAGAUUAUUUGUCUUGGGCCUUUAUGAAGACCGUCUUCGCCAGAAGGUUGAAUGGGUGGAGCAUGGACAAGAAAUUGUUGAACAUCGCUACUUCUUUGUUCAACAUAUAAUUGUCAGCCUUCUGAAGAACAUACCCAAGAUACAUGAUUGCACGGCCUUUGAUGUCUUUGUCAAUGAAGAACAUCUUCCAAUCGUGGUUCUAGAAUCAUACGCAGCGUCCACAGCACCAGCAACCUCCGGUGGGCCUCCACGGCAACUAGAUUCUGUUCUCCUUGAAUCUCUCGCGGAAAGGUGCAUGGAAGUCCUCUAUCAAGAGCACCACUUGCGGGUCUACUGUGUGCUAAUCACGGCCCCCAACACUCUACCUCGCGUCACUAAGAAUGGUAGGCAAGAGAUUGGUAAUAUGCUCUGCCGCAGGGAUUUCGAUUCUGGGACUCUACCUUGUGUUCACGUCAAAUUCGGUGUCGAACGAUCAGUUAUGAAUCUGCCGGUUGGAGUUGAUCCAGUCGGAGGUAUCUGGUCGCCCCUGGCCUUGAUGUCGAGACAAGAAAUGCUUGCUAUGCAAGAAAAGCAAUAUUCUGGGGUAGACUAUCGUGAAGUCGUCAUGGAUGAUCGCACAUCUACACCAUUGAGCAAUUUCAAAACUAUUGUGGAUCUUCUUCAUUGGCGUGUAUCUCGACAGGCAGAAGAACUGGCUUACUGCUCUAUUGACGGUCGUGGGAAGGAAGGAAAGGGCAUCACAUGGAAGAAAUUUGAUUUGAAGGUUGCCGCUGUAGCAACCUAUCUGAGGAACAAAGUCAAAGUUCGCCCGGGUGAUCACUUGGUGCUGAUGUAUACUCACUCAGAAGAAUACGUCUAUGCAGUCCAUGCCUGUUUCUGUUUGGGGGUGGUUGCCAUCCCUCUCCCCCCUAUCGACCAAAACCGGCUUUCAGAAGAUGCCCCCGCUUUCUUACACGUUAUCAACGAUUUUAAUGUGAAAGCUAUUCUUGUGAACAGUGACGUUGAUCAUGUAAUGAGACAGAAGCUUGUUUCUCAGCAUAUCAAGCAAUCUGCACAGGUCCUGCGGAUAGGUGUACCAGCGAUCUAUAACACCACGAAACCCACAAAACAGUCGCACGGCUGUCGGGAGCUUGGCUAUGUUGUAAAAGACGCUUGGCUUCAAGGAAGUACACCGGCCAUGGUUUGGACUUACUGGACACCAGACCAGAGGAGAAUAUCAGUCCAUAUCGGCCAUGAUACGGUCAUGGGCAUGUGCAAGGUGCAGAAAGAAACAUGUCAGAUGAGCAGUGCGAGACCAGUACUAGGCAGUGUCCGCAGUACCCUGGGACUUGGCUUCCUCCAUACGUGCUUGAUGGGUAUUUACGUUGGAGCACCGACGUAUCUUGUGUCACCUGUCGACUUCGCAACAAAUCCCAUGACGCUUUUCGUCACCCUUUCACGCUAUAAGAUCAAAGAUACGUAUGCCACUAGCCAGAUGUUGGAUUACGCCAUGACUGCAAUGGCCGGAAAGGGAUUCCAACUCCAGGAACUGAAAAACCUCAUGAUAUCCGCUGAAGGCCGUCCUCGUGUCGAUAUAUACCAGAAGGUGCGCCUGCACUUCGCUACUGCUAGCCUCGACCGUACCGCAAUCAACAUAGUGUACUCCCAUGUCCUCAACCCGAUGGUCGUUACAAGGUCAUAUAUGUGCAUUGAGCCGAUUGAACUAUGGCUUGACCUUCGCGCUCUGCGUCGUGGACUUGUGUGCCCUGUCGAUCCAGACACUGAUCCGACUGCUCUUGCCGUCCAAGACUCUGGGAUGGUGCCCGUGAACACACAAAUAGCUAUUGUGAACCCAGAGACUUGCACAUUGUCCCAUGUGGGUGAAUACGGCGAGAUUUGGAUUCAAUCGGAUGCCUGCGCUAGGGGAUUUUAUGGGUCCAAACAAGACUUCGACCAGGAACGUUUUAACGGGCGAAUCGUGGAUGGGGACCCUAGUGUAGCCUACGUUCGUACUGGCGAUCUGGGGUUCCUUCACACGGUCACGAGGCCUAUCGGGCCUGGCGGGCAGCCUGUUGAGAUGCAAGUACUUUUUGUUCUCGGAGGGAUUGGAGAAACAUUUGAAGUCAAUGGUCUCAACCAUUUCCCAAUGGACAUUGAAAACUCAGUUGAGAGAUGUCACCGCAACAUUGUGACUGGAGGCUGUGCUGUCUUCCAAGCCGGUGGAUUGAUAGUGGUAGUCGUUGAAGUUACAAGGAAGGCUUAUUUAGCAUCUCUCGUGCCUGUAAUCGUUGACGCUGUCCUAAACGAACACCAAGUUGUUGCCGACAUUGUGGCAUUUGUUUCUCAUGGAGACUUUCCUCGGUCUCGAUUAGGCGAAAAACAGCGUGGCAAGGUCUUAGCGUCUUGGGUCACUCGGAAACUACGUACGAUUGCCCAAUUCAGCAUCCGUGAUAUGGAAGGCCCAGAGCAUCCAUUCUCGACGGGUCCUCAGCAUCGCGGCAGCCGGAGCUCCAAACCAGGGAGCAUGAUGGGCAACAGCACUCGACGGUCUACCGUAAUCCCAGACUCUGAUUCUGCUCUGCCUCACUCACCGGCACCAGUGCUUAUGGAACAGCCUGAAGCAGCGGGCUCCUAUCAUGCUGCACAGGAACGAGAAGCGCCGGCGAUUGACAGUCCCAUAGCCAUUCCCGAAACAGUCCCCACGGUUCCACAGAUCGCGGAACCGACACGGCCGACGACCUCUUCCACCACGGGCGUUCUCCCGGCAAAAGCCGAAGCUCCCGCAACAAUCGGCAACCCGGACUUCGGAUUUGACUUCGGCAAUUUUGCUAACUCAGCAACCACAACCCCAAUGGAACCAAAUGCUACCACCUCAGUGGUUGAAAGUCUACCUUAUCGGAAUCCUCCUAGGGGCGAUUCUCUUGCCUAUCAACAGCAGUAUAGUGGUGCUUCUGGUGGUGUUUCAACAGGUCAAGCAGACUUCUACGAUAGGCGGUCUGAUGCGCUGGAUGUAGGUGCUGGCGACUGGCCACAAGAAGCUCUCAUGUAUCAGUCAACGCUGGGAGCUGAUGAUACAUUUGGUCAGAGUGGCCCGGGGGCUCACUGUAACAGUGAUAUGACAAGGAGGCGAUACGAUGGAAAUAAUUACGGGCUCUAAAGGCACCCAACCCAAAUUUCACUACUUUAGCAUGCGACACUAGCCAUGACGUCUAGAAAAGGUUAUUACAUGCCAUUGCGUGCAAGUACUUUGAUAUCAUGUUGGCUACCUUAUACUUUUUCUGGUAUAGGGUACUUGGAGCUCGUUCUUUUUUUUUUGUUGUUCAUCUCCCUUACGCAUUUCCGUUGCAUCUAUGACUUGACAUAACCCCAAUGACUCUUUAGACCAUUCCCGCCGUUCGCAUUCAUCUUCGCGCAGUUGUCCUCGAUCAAACUGAAUUGCCUAGUUUGCUUUUGCAUUACGAACGAUAUGUAGCGUUCUGUAUAUACAUACCCUACGAAUGAAGAUGCUUAGACGCAUAUAGCUAUCUAUUGGUCCACCGUCUCCGUCUCUACUCCCCUUGAGUUUGAUCAGUGACCCACAUCAAUGCUCGAACAGGUUCUCAAAGUGUUACGGAGUGGAUCCCGAAAAGUUUCAUACCUUAACCUUACGGUUAACGCAGAACCGAGGCAAU
Molecule: messenger RNA, 6288 nt
Organism: Aspergillus alliaceus
Lineage: Eukaryota; Fungi; Ascomycota; Eurotiomycetes; Eurotiales; Aspergillaceae
Product: putative AMP binding domain protein
Exons: 6
Coding region: 183-5774 (1863 amino acids)
Cellular component (GO): cytosol
Source: RefSeq, a predicted model, not a curated record